This is a messenger RNA of Mangifera indica (mango), 867 nucleotides long. RefSeq lists its product as uncharacterized. The record is from RefSeq and is a predicted model, not a curated record. Lineage: Eukaryota; Viridiplantae; Streptophyta; Magnoliopsida; Sapindales; Anacardiaceae. The transcript has a single exon. The coding region runs from base 182 to 559 and encodes 125 amino acids.
AGUUUAAAAAAGGAUAAUAAACUGCUGAAUUCCCGCAAACACAAAGCACCGAAACACUGACUCCACCGAACGAACCAGAAUUCUAUGGAGAAAAAGGCAAAAUUUUUUUACUAAAAAACUUAGCUUUUUGUAUAGAAGUGAGAGCUCAAAAUCCACAUUUUGUUCCUGUUUUAAAAUCACCAUGGAAGAUUUCCGAUCCAAAUCAUGCGGUGAUGGAAGAAUGCAGAUAUGCAAUUACUAUGAGUCAACAGCAGGACCCGUCUUCAAUGGUAAUGGAAUGCAAGAUCUCAGAUGUUCUAGUGCAAGUUAUGCUUCUUCAGUGCCAGCACCUCCACAAACUCAACAACCCCAAAACAGUGAUGCCAAGUUCAAGAAAGGGAAGUCAACAAAUGGGUCUUCUUCAAGAAGUUGGAGUUUUGAUGAUCCUGAGUUGCAGAGGAAGAAGCGAGUUGCGAGCUAUAAGGUUUACACUGUUGAAGGCAGAGUUAAAGGGUCUUUCAAGAAGAGUUUUCGGUGGAUUAAGGACAGGUGUUCUACCGUUAUCAAUGGUUGGUGGUGAUUGAUUUCUUCCUUUCUUUCUUUUUUUUUUUUAUAUAUAUGUUUUGUUGUUAUAUUUGUGCUAUGUUAUAUAUAAUCUCUGAAUAAGUUAGGAUUAUUAGCUUGAUUUCUAUGAAUUGGUUAUUGGCUCUGUUGAUGAAUUCAAUAAGAACGACCUUAUUUUCCUUUGUAUAUUUAGAGAUUUAUAGAUUCCACUUACCAUUCUCCAAACAUUAUCAAGCUUGAAUUGCUUUGAGUAGGAGCUUAUUAAAUAUUGCUUAACUGAAUUAGUGCCUGUUGGUUUCAGUUCAGCAUUGUCAAAGCCUUAAA